AUGAAGUUUUCUCUAUUACUGCUGACUUUGCUCACAUGUCUGGCUCCUGCACUUAGUCAAACACCAUGUGAAGGCAAAUAUGACACUCGUAUAAAGGGUAAUUGUUCUCUUAAAAGCCUGUGUGAAGGUGCUUUAUUGUCCGUCGAUUGUUCUGAUGAAAAUUCUUGUUGUAUUCAACGACCACCAUUACCAAACCCAUCACCAGUAUGUAUUUCAAUAACAAAUUUCAAAAACUUGUAUGGCGAUACAGUUCGAACAGGAUAUAUUCAUCGAUAUUUAAAUAAAGCAUUGAAUGAUAUUAAUGUUUGUCAAAAUUGUGUUGCAUCAGCAGCGUUUUUGGCCAUAGCGGCUACCAUGACCAAUGAGUUUACCACAGACGACGCCAUUGGUACAGAUGCACAGUUUUCAGCUGAUGACAACAAAUAUGGUAAUACACAACCGGGUGAUGGUGGACGAUUUCGACGACGCGGUUACUUUGGUAUUAGAGGACGUAAAAUGUACGAAUCACUAUUAGAUCCAGAAAUCAUGGAAAGUCCAGAAAAGGCAGCUAUGCCCGAUAAAGCCAUAAAUAUCGCCAAGACGAAAUGGACAUCGAGUAUGACAAAGCUUGCUGAUGGUACGAUGUAUGGAUUUUCAAUGUUAUGGUAA
Messenger RNA from Didymodactylos carnosus, 648 nucleotides. NCBI's taxonomy places the organism in Eukaryota, Metazoa, Rotifera, Eurotatoria, Philodinida, Philodinidae. The record is from the annotation of a GenBank genome assembly.